GUGGAGUCAUAUUGAAGGAAUCUUUUCCAAGCAAUACAUGACUACAUUGCACAUCUGCUACCACAGCUGCUGCAGGUCCCAUUUCAACAUCCUUAGUUUGCGGACGCGUUUCAUUGAAGCAAGAAGAACUAAAGCUCGGAUUUAUCAAUUUGUAUGGAGAUGGACUGCAAUCACGGAAGUACUUUUCAUUUCUUAUGAAGGCUCUCUGGAUAACGUACUGUUGUACUUUCUUGACGAUGACAAGUCUGGAAGGACGUUAACAGAGCUGUGUUGAUAGCUCAAGAGACACAUGCAGUUAUGUUCAAAUGAUUCUCCAUCCAAGCAAUAUCAUGCACUGUUUCACAUUCCUGUGGAUUUAAUAGAACACAUGGGAAAGAGUGAAGGAAUGUAACCGAAGAUGAACUGCAACGGAGAAGCAACAGAUAGCAAGGGAGUAGGAACUUGGAAAAGACAAACAGUGUUUCAGAUUAGACUUAGAAAAUAGCUUAAAAAAGGACAAUAAAAAUAAACACAUCUGGUUUUUGAAUCAUGGCUGAAAAAUGCACAGGACGGUCUGUAGUUUUAUUCUCACUCUUGGCCGUUGUAGUUUCCUUCUCAGGAAUUACUGACGUUUUAGGCAAAAAUAAUAUUGAUGAGGAGUUGGAGAAAAGCACAUUUCAAGGAGACGGAAGCACCAACGGGCAUCCGGAAAACUGGCCUGCGAAUCUUCACCCUAACCUGUAUUUUCACCAAGUGGACAUACGUUUACUGCAGCAGAGAUCUGCCACGACGCACAGACAUAUUUUUAAAGUUAUCCGGCUUGCUGUUGGGACUAUGCUCGCCAAUACUGCUCUCUAUCUACCCCCGGUUAAGCAUGAGGAAUUUUCCAGCAAAUGGAAUGAAAUUUAUGGCAACAAUCUCCCCUCUCUCGCUCUGUACUGUUUGCUCAGCCCCAAAGAUACAGCUGCCCAUCAAUUCUUAAUGAGAUACAUGGACCAGAUGGCAGUGUACCCUAACUGGACGGUGACCAGCGCUCCCAACGACGAGGUUCCCAUGGCUCACUCCCUCACAGGAUUUGCCACAGCCUAUGACUUCAUCUACCCUCUCCUGGACACAUCGCGAAGGGCACGCUACAUGAAGAAAAUACGUGCCGCCACAGAGGAGCUGUACGAACUCUCCAAACACAGGGGUUGGGGGAAGCAGUUUUUACAGAAUCAUCAGACUACCAACAUCUUAGCCAUCCUGACCGGCGCCCUCGUGGUGGGAGCACACAGUGACCCGGAGACAAUGAUGUGGAAGCAGGUGGCCGUUAACUACAUGGAAAAGACCAUGUUCCUCCUCAGUCACGUAGUGGAUGGCUCGCUAGACGAGGGUGUGGCCUAUGGGAGCUACACCGCAAAGUCCAUCACUCAGUACGUUUUCCUGGCGCGUCGCCACUUCGACAUCGACAACACCCAGAACAACUGGUUGCGGGCGCACUUCUGGUUCUACCACUCCACACUUCUGCCAGGCUUCCAGAGGACAGUGGGCAUCGCUGACUCCAACUACAACUGGUUCUAUGGACCGGAGAGUCAGCUGGUGUUCCUCGAUGCAUUUGUGCUCCGGGACGGCACCGGAAACUGGCUGGCCCAGCAGAUCCGCAAACAUCGUCCCAAAGAUGGCCCCAUGGAGCAGUCAGCAGCCCAGCGCUGGGCCACCUUACACACUGAGUUCCUGUGGUAUGAUAGUGAGCUCUCCAAGCAACCACCAGCCAGGUUUGGCAAAGCAGUACUGCACAUGUUCUCAAACUGGGGUGUGGUGACUUACGGGGCUGGUUUAUCAUAUGGUCAAGGCAACACAUUUGUCUCCUUCAAAUCGGGGAAGCUGGGCGGUAGGGCGGUGUAUGAUAUCGUCCAUUCAAAGCCCUACUCCUGGUUGGAGGGCUGGAGCAAUUUCAAUCCGGGCCAUGAGCACCCAGACCAGAACUCCUUCACCUUUGCCCUUAAUGGACAGGUAUUUGUUUCAGAGGCACUGUACGGCCCCAAAUACAGCUACCUCAACAAUGUCUUGACGUUCGCCCCGUCUCCCACAAGCCAGUGCAAUCAGCCCUGGGAGGGCCAGCUUGGAGAGUGCGGCAAGUGGCUGCGGUGGGCGGAGCCUGAGGUCGGCAACACAGCCGGUGAGGUCAUUAUAGCUGCCAAUCAUGGGGAUUCUCUGUUCGUUAGUGGAGAAGCGGCAUCGGCCUACUCCUCUGUGAUGGGGCUGAAGAGCGUAUACCGUGCCCUUGUCUUGCUCAACUCACAGACUCUGCUGGUGUUUGACCAUGUGGAAAAAAGCAAGGAGUCUCCGUUGAGUACUCUGAGUGCUUUCUUUCACAACUUGGACAUUGAUUUUAAAUAUGUCCCUCACAGGGCUUUAGACAGGUACAAUGGGGCACUGAUGGACGUUUGGGAUGCUCACUACCAAAUGUUUUGGUUUGACAGUCAGGGGAAUAGUCCAGUGGCGAGAAUACAGGAGGCAGAGCAGGCUGCUGAGUUUAAGAAACGAUGGACCCAGUUUGUCAACGUGACCUUUCCAAUGGAGGGCACGGUCACCAGAGUGGCCUAUUUGAUGCACAGUCCCAAUGUCAAAAUCUCCAACUGCAGAUUCAUCGACAAUAGUAAAAAUGGAGUACGAAUCUCUAUUGUCGUCAACGGCACAGAAUCCAUUGUGUCCAUCGUAACAAACUACAAUGACAUUGGCGCCAGAUAUAGCUACUUGGGCUUUGGGGGAUAUGCAAAGAUGCAAAGCAGGCAUCAGAUAAUCCACUUCGGUCUGGGAGUUCAAACGAUGACUGAACAAAACACUGUGGAUCCAGUCUAUGACUUUGGGUUUAUGGUUAAUAUAGUGGGAGGGCUGACACUGUGUCUCGCCAUUGGGUUUUUAAUCCUGCAACGCACGUUUUAUUUCUGCUUCCGCAAGAUCAUGCGCUAUACUUUAACGUUUGUUCUCCUGCUGUGGGUCGUUGAGUUUCUGUUUGUUUCCAAUAGCUGUGAUUGGCUUGUCUGUGUCCAACCAGUGUCCGAUCUGCCCCCAAACCCUCUCCCCACAGUCGUCGUUACAUCUCUGCCAGGGUCUGGGGCUGAAGUUCUCAAGACCCUUUUCUAUAACAGCUCUGACUUUGUUUAUCUCCAAGUCCCCACAGAGCACCUAGUCAUCCCGGACACUGAGUUCAACUUUGACCCCCUGGUGGAUGCCUGCGUGUGGUCCAGACUAGAUGCGGAAAGAGGUCACUACAAGGCCAUCCAGGGCUGGUUCCAUUCCUUGGUCUAUAACCCUAGACUUCACCUGCAGAACAUUCAGUUGCACAACGAGGGCAGCUGGAAUGAGAUUGAGGUGGAGCUUUCUGGCAAGAGGAGGAAGCCAAUUCGUAGGCAGUCAGGGUCAAGGGGGAGUUCAGAUAGAGAUGGGGAGUAUGUUCGGGAGCUAAGGCGGCACAUGGAGAAGUACCCUAAUGCCCGCCCUGUCCUCAGCCUGAGCAGCGGGAGCUGGACCCUGAAACUCCCGUUCUUCCGAGAGGUGGUCGGUCACUCAUUUCGGGCGUUGCACGUGGUGCGAGAUCCUCGCGCUUGGAUUUACCUUAUGCUCUACAACAGCGAGCCAAGCCUCUAUUCUCGCAAGAAUGUGCAAAAACAUGUCGCCGCAAUUUUUAAGCAAGAGAGGAACGGCGGGAGAAGCAAGUGUACACUAGGGUUCACCCAGGAAUUCUUGACAUUGCACAGCGUCCUCUCUGAUCCAGAGAUGGAGCCGGUGCUGCUACUGGCCCAUCUGUGGCUGGCCCACACAACCACGGCACUCCAGGUCAACGGCGACCUCACCGCCUCUUACCUCCAUGUGAAAUUUGAGGACAUUGUGCAAUAUCCUGAGGAGACAGCAGGAAAGAUACACACAUUUCUCGGGGUUCCCGUGGCCCCAGCUGCCCUCAACCAGCUCAUGUUCGCCACCUCCACCAACCUGUACAACCUGGUGUACGAGGGAGACAUAUCGCCGGUCAGCAUCAAUGUGUGGAGAGAAAAAAUGCCCAUCCACGAGAUCAGAAUGAUAGAGGACACAUGCUUAAAGGUUAUGGAGAGGCUUGGGUACUCAAGGUACUUAAGUUAAUAGCUGCUGUAUGAUGUCCUACGAUGGACACCGUACUUUUGGUUUGUUGACAUGUAUACUUUGUUGUUCUAUAUUUUUGCACAUUCCACUAUUAUGACACUUUUAAUUGUCCAGUCCUUGUUUAUAGACUGGGAUGUAUAAAAUAGAACAGAGUGAUGUGCUCCUUAACACUUUUUUAAAAGUGUAUGAUUUGUCUGACUAACGUGAUGUGUUUUCAUCCAAACAGUUUUGAAGUUUGUUGGCUGGUUAUUUAGCCACGCCCAGAAUCUACUGGCGAGCAUUUUUGGAGCAUGUAGCAAUGCUAGGGGGACACGGAUUGUUGAUUCAACAUUAAACAAAUCAGCAACCAUAGCUAGUGAAAUCUCUGCAACCCUAAACAAAGAGUUGCAGUUUGUUUUAGAAUGGGUGGCUAGUACUAAACUGGUCCUGAACAUCUCUAAAACUAAAAGCAUUGUAUUUGGUACAAAUAAUUUAGAGAUGCUCUGAUGUUUUGACACCACACUCCACAAAGCAAAUCCUGCAGGCUCUAGUUUUAUAUUGUCUUGAUUUUUGGUCCUGCAAGUGCUGCAAAUAAGGACCUAAAAAAACUGCAGCUGGCCCAGAACAGAGCGACACAUCUUGCUCUUCACUGUAAUCAGAGGGCUGAUAUCAAUAUUUUGCAUGCCAGAUAGAGGAGAGACUGACUGCAUCGCUUCUUUAAAAAAAUUUUUUUUAAAGAAACAUUUAUUUGCUGAAAAUUCUAAAUUGUUUGAAUAGUGAACUUACACACAGCACUGACACACACACUUACCCCACCAGACAUGACUCCAGGGGUCUUUUCACAGUCCCCAAAUCCAGAAUGAAUAAAAGGAAACAUACAUUUUUAUAUAGAACUCCCUUCCAUCUCAAAUAGCUCAAGUGAACAGCAAACCUGGCUUGAAUCCCCCCCCUCCCCCCCCAGAUAAAGCAACACCUCACAGAACGCCUCUCCCUUAUUCGACCUAAUUAUGUUGUGUGUAUGUACUGAUAGAUGCUACUGACUGUACAUUAAAAUUAUCAACAUUGAAACGAUAAAUGUAGGCCGAGAAUAGUAGGUCUCUCUUGAUAUUUCUUUUCAGUAUUGAGUCAGUGCAGAAUCUUUUAGUUAUAUUUUUUACUUGUAAAUGUAUGUAGUCCUGUCUUUUCAGCUGUUCUUAUCUAUUCAUGUUCUGUAUCAUGUUUCAUGUUUUGUGUGGGACCCCAGGAAAAGUAGCUGCUGCUAUCACAACAACUAAUGGGGAUCCUUAUAAAAUACCAAGAAAAACACAAACAAUUGUAAUAGUGGUGCAUUCAGUCGAUAAUACGUUUAAACAUAUAUAUUUUUGGGGGUGAAAUAUCCCUUUAAAGUAAUUGGAAUACUGGAUUGGAUUUAACAGUGUUAUUUACAUAUUUUGCUACAGUAUAUCAUAAAUCUUUUCUAAACUAUUGGUCGAUCACUUGAUUUCAAACACCACUCUUAUUUAUAGUAGAUUUUUUUUCAGUGGUAAGGGGUAAAACACUGCUUGUAAAUUCAGUGCAGUACUUUUAUCAGAGCAUUGUGGGAUACAACAAACCAGCAGGCUUCUCUUACUGAUAGUAAAUGCAUUUUGCGGAAGAAAAACAUUUUCUCAACCAGGAAGUGAAUACAGUUAUAGCAAACUCUUUGAAAUAUGCAAAAUAUGCAAUCGUGUAAAUUGAGAAAUGAUUUACAUUCACUGCAAAGAAAGAGCCUUGCCUCAAAUUGCUUUAGAAAAGACAGCAUAUAUUUGUUUUACUGUUGUGUAAGUCAUGUCCGAAACACUGCACUACACAUAGGACAUUAAAUAUCCUUUAAACGUUAUAGCCCUAGAAAAGAGCAACAUGUCCAUCUAGUGUACACACUAUGAAUUGCUAUAUGUCAAAUCAAAUAAAUCAUCAAAUUUUAUUUGUCACAUACACAUGAUUAGCAGAUGUUAAUGCGAGUGUAGCGAAAUGCUUGUACAAAGCUCCAUGUGUCACAUUUAAAUAAGAACACAUUUUCAGUCAUUCUUCUCCAGAGGAACUUACAGGAGCAAGUAGAUUUAAGGGCCUUGCUCAAGGGCACAUUGAUAGAUUUUCCACCAAAUCGUCUCGGGGAUUAAAACCAGCCACUCCUGAUUACUAGCCCAACGCUCUUAAACGCUAGUCUACAUGCCACCUACUUAAAAGGCUCAAUUGUUUUGUAAAUGUUGCUGAAGGAUGCGAUGAUUUGAUAUUAUCAGUGAAUGAGCAAUACAAUGGAAACUAAUAGAGCAAAUUUAAUUUCUUAAUAACACUUCUAUAUUUGUAUUGACACCAUGAGAGCAACAUUUCUUAAAAAAGAAAACAUGAUUUGAGGCUAUACAGCAUUUGCUAACGAAGUCUCUUGAAUGCACCAAGUUUAGCAAAUCUCCUGAAUAUGCUUUAUACAUUAUUAUCCAUUUGCUAACGAAGUCUCUUGAAUGCACCAAGUUUAGCAAAUCUCCUGAAUAUGCUUUAUACAUUAUUAUCCAUUUGCUAACGAAGUCUCUUGAAUGCACCAAGUUUAGCAAAUCUCCUGAAUAUGCUUUAUACAUUAUUAUCCAUUUGCUAACGAAGUCUCUUGAAUGCACCAAGUUUAGCAAAUCUCCUGAAUAUGCUUUAUACAUUAUUAUCCAUUUGCUAACGAAGUCUCUUGAAUGCACCAAGUUUAGCAAAUCUCCUGAAUAUGCUUUAUACAUUAUUAUCCAUUUGCUAACGAAGUCUCUUGAAUGCACCAAGUUUAGCAAAUCUCCUGAAUAUGCUUUAUACAUUAUUAUCCAUUUGCUAACGAAGUCUCUUGAAUGCACCAAGUUUAGCAAAUCUCCUGAAUAUGCUUUAUACAUUAUUAUCCAUUUCUAAAUGCUUAUUCACAAACA
Messenger RNA from Oncorhynchus kisutch (coho salmon), 6989 nucleotides. RefSeq names its product dermatan-sulfate epimerase-like protein. The record is from RefSeq and is a predicted model, not a curated record. NCBI's taxonomy places the organism in Eukaryota, Metazoa, Chordata, Actinopteri, Salmoniformes, Salmonidae. The coding region runs from base 529 to 4098 and encodes 1189 amino acids. The transcript has 2 exons. Gene Ontology annotation, molecular function: chondroitin-glucuronate 5-epimerase activity.